Messenger RNA from Aspergillus aculeatinus CBS 121060, 564 nucleotides. RefSeq names its product YbhB/YbcL family Raf kinase inhibitor-like protein. Gene Ontology annotation, molecular function: peptidase inhibitor activity; phospholipid binding. The transcript has 2 exons. The record is from RefSeq and is a predicted model, not a curated record. Gene Ontology annotation, biological process: regulation of Ras protein signal transduction; regulation of proteolysis. Bases 1 to 564 code for a protein of 187 amino acids. Lineage: Eukaryota; Fungi; Ascomycota; Eurotiomycetes; Eurotiales; Aspergillaceae.
AUGCUCGGCAGCAAGACCAUCGAGAGUGCACUCUCCCUCCUCAAUCAGAACCCAUCCAAAACCCUAGGUCUGACUCUGGGCGCCCACCGCAACAUCCAACCGGGCCAAUACAUCCCCCGAGCAGACGCCCGCUCCGCCCCCGACCUCACCUUCCCCGUCCCCGACCCCAACCGCACGUACAUGGUCGUCAACCUAGACCUGGACGCCCCCUUCCCGGCAUUCAGCUUCCUAGGCCCGAUCCUGCACUGGUUCCAACCCGGUCUCCGUCCUGUCCCUACGACAACGACGACAACGUCGCCCACGGACGGGGCAACCUACGGCUUCGAGGUCACCGCCCCCUUCGUGGCGAACUACAUCGGGCCCGGCCCCCCGCCCGGUAGCGCACCGCAUCGCUACGUCUUCUUCCUGUACGAGCAGCCGGCCGGUUUCGACGUCGAGAAGUACGCGUCCUCGGAAGGGCAGAAGGUGGGACGCUGGCCGCGGGUGCGGUACGAUUGGGAUCAAUGGGUGCAGGAGGUGCAGUUGGGGGAGGUGGUGGCGGUGAAUUAUUUUACUAGUAAUUGA